AUGGGUUUCUGCUGGAGCGGGGAGCGCGGCGGCGGCGGGCUUUGCUGGGGACGCCAUUGUGGGCCCUGCUGUACUGGAUGGGUGGGCCCCACUGUGCUGCUCUGCACGUAUGGGUUCUUCUCCAUGAUGAGGCCCAUAGAACCCUUCUUGACGGAGUUCCUCACAGGAACCUACAAGAACCUCACCACAGAGCAGGUGACCAGACAGGUGUAUCCUGUGUGGACCUACUCCAGCCUGGUCCUGCUCAUCCCCGUCCUCCUGGUGACCGACGUCCUCAGGUACAAGCCCGUCAUCAUCCUCCAGGGCCUCACCUAUGUCACCUCCUUCCUGCUGGUGCUGGUGGGCUCGGGGGUCCGCUCGGCUCAGCUGGCCCUGUUCAGCUACAGCGUGGCCUCGGCGGGAGACGUGGCCUACUUCUCCUACAUUUACGUGGUGGUUCCCGCCAGCCGCUACCAGCAGGUGACCAGUUACGUGAGAGGGGCCGUCCUGCUGGGCUACGCCGUGGGCGGCCUCCUGGGUCAACUGCUGGUGUCCCUGGGUGGCGUGUCCCUCUAUUGCUUGGCUAUCGUGACUCUCGUCUCCGUCUCCAUCGGACUCAUAACCACCUUUUUCCUGCCCAUGCCGAAGACCAGUAUAUAUCUUAACGGGACAGAUUCCGUACGGCAGAGCCAGCCAGACGAGGGCGCUCACGACCUCCGCAAGAGGGCGAAGAGCGUCGUGGCUGCAGAGCACGUGGGAAGGAUUUUCAAAAAUCUCCUACAGGACUGUAAGAAAUGUUAUUCCUCAGCGGCUCUGCUCUUCUUCUGCAUAUGGAUGGCAACGGGGAGGUGCGGCUUCUACCAGGUCUCCGGCUACGUGCAGCUGCUCUGGGUUCAGAUACAGCCGCAAAACGUCACCGCUUACAACGGAGGGGUGGACGCCAUCGGCAUGUUGUCAGGAGCUGCAGCCGCGGUCGCCGUGGGCCACGUGUCCCUGGAGUGGUCCGUGUGGGGGGAGCUGAUCCUGGGGGGGUUCACGCUCCUGAUCGCCGCCGCUGUUUUCCUGAUGGAGAUGACCGACAACAUCUGGAUCAGCUACGCGUGUUACAUCAUCUUCAAAGCCCUUUACAUGCAGCUCAUCACCAUCUGCACUUUUCAGAUCGCCCAGGCCCUGAACAGGAAGCGCUACGCUCUGGUGUUCGGCGUGAACAGUUUCGUCGGCACCGUCCUGCAGAGCGUCCUCACCGCCAUCGUCAUCAACGCCAAGUCUCUGCAUCUCGCCAUCACCUCCCAGUUUUUCAUCUACGCCUCGUACUUUGCAGCCAUUUCCCUGCUGUUCACAGUCAGAGGCUUGUACACUGCGCUCCACAGGAGACGGGCGGCUGUGGGCGAGCAGCCGGAGAGAGACACCGACCUGCCACAAUCCUCCCAUCUGUGAUGCCUGUGAACACACUGACUCCCACUCACUCACAUGUCUUAAAGGAGAGUAAUCAUUAAGAUAACAACCAAUAAACAAUCGAUCAAUUAAGGUCAAAAUGACAGUUUGUUAAAUCCUGCUGAUCACAGAUGGACAACUUACAGAGGAGAGUGCAGUGCCCACAUGUAGCCACUAGAGAGCGGUACCUGCACAAUGUAAAACUAGAGCCCUGCAUGAAAGCUGUUUUUCUGGAGAAACAUUAGUUUUAUUAUGAUGUUUAUAUGUUUACGUGUUUACAUGUUUUACGGUGAAAUCUGGUUGUGAUGUGGUGACGUGGACGUUCAGGCUGGAAAUCAGGAUUUUAAUGGUUUUUCAUAUUUAUCUCAGGUUUAUU
This is a messenger RNA of Hippoglossus stenolepis (Pacific halibut), 1789 nucleotides long. Its product is annotated as thiamine transporter 1. Lineage: Eukaryota; Metazoa; Chordata; Actinopteri; Pleuronectiformes; Pleuronectidae. The transcript has 5 exons. Gene Ontology annotation, cellular component: plasma membrane. Gene Ontology annotation, biological process: transmembrane transport; vitamin transport. The record is from RefSeq and is a predicted model, not a curated record. The coding region runs from base 1 to 1416 and encodes 471 amino acids. Gene Ontology annotation, molecular function: vitamin transmembrane transporter activity.